AUGGUGUCCCUCAGAAGCAUUGUCGUAGCCAUUGCCGGCAUUACGGCUGCGGUGGCGGCGCCUACGACGGACCUCGCCAUCCGCGCCCGGGGUGAGCUUGCGAAGCGGCUGACCGUCACGACAAGUUCCACUGGUACUACAGGUGGAUACUACUACUCGUGCUAUAUUGAGGAGAACACCGGGGCGACCAUGACAAUCGGCACUGGGACUUACUCUUUGAGUUGGGAGUCCUCAUCUGUGGACGUUGUGGCUGGAGUCGGCUGGGCCACAGGCGCAGCACGAACAAUCACGUACUCCGGCUCCAUUGACGCCACUGGUGACUCUCUGCUUGCGCUGUAUGGGUGGACCACCUCGCCGCUCGUCGAAUACUAUGUCAUUGAGACAUAUGGUACCUACAAUCCCGGGUCUGGCGGCACCCUCAAGGGCACAGUGACAUCUGAUGGUGCGACCUACGACAUUUACGAGGUCGUUCGUAGCAAUGCCCCAUCGAUCGAGGGAACCCAGACCUUCAACCAGUAUCUCUCGAUCCGCACGAGCGAGCGCACCAGCGGAACAAUCACAUUCCAGAACCACAUCACUGCCUGGGCGGAGCUUGGCCUGGACCUGGGUGCAUAUAACUAUCAGAUCAUGGCUACUGAGGGAUAUGAGAGCGGCGGAUCUUCUUCCAUGACCAUC
Cryphonectria parasitica EP155 is the source of this 675-nucleotide messenger RNA. Its product is annotated as family 11 glycoside hydrolase. Gene Ontology annotation, molecular function: hydrolase activity, hydrolyzing O-glycosyl compounds. The transcript has 3 exons. The record is from RefSeq and is a predicted model, not a curated record. NCBI's taxonomy places the organism in Eukaryota, Fungi, Ascomycota, Sordariomycetes, Diaporthales, Cryphonectriaceae. Gene Ontology annotation, biological process: xylan catabolic process. The annotation marks the transcript as partial.